Molecule: messenger RNA, 1248 nt
Organism: Erigeron canadensis
Lineage: Eukaryota; Viridiplantae; Streptophyta; Magnoliopsida; Asterales; Asteraceae
Product: mitogen-activated protein kinase 16-like
Exons: 8
Coding region: 1-1248 (415 amino acids)
Biological process (GO): intracellular signal transduction; protein phosphorylation
Cellular component (GO): nucleus; cytoplasm
Molecular function (GO): ATP binding; MAP kinase activity
Source: RefSeq, a predicted model, not a curated record
AUGGAGUCUGAUCAAAGAAAAAAGGGAAAUGUGGAAGACGAUUUUUUCACCAAAUAUGGUGAAAGAAGUAGGUAUAAGAUAGAGGAAGUUAUUGGUAAAGGAAGUUGUGGUGUUGUAUGCUCAGCAUACGAUACACUUCUUGGUGAAACAGUAGCAAUAAAAAAGAUUGAUAAUAUAUUUGAAAAUGUAUCCGAUGCUACACGAAUUCUUCGUGAGAUUAAGCUUUUAAGGCUUCUUCGUCAUCCAGACAUUGUGGAAAUCAAGCACAUUUUGUUACCGCCAUCAAUGAGGGAGUUUAGAGAUAUAUAUGUGGUGUUUGAGCUUAUGGAUUCUGAUCUACAUCAGGUUAUUAAAGCAAAUGAUGAUUUAACACUGGAGCAUUAUCAGUUUUUCCUUUAUCAACUUCUUAGAGGAUUGAAAUACAUACAUACAGCAAAUGUCUUCCAUAGAGAUCUGAAACCCAGAAAUAUAUUGGCAAAUGCUGACUGCAAACUCAAGAUCUGUGACUUUGGUCUUGCAAGAGUUGCUUUUAAUGAUGCACAUUCUGCAAUAUUCUGGACGGAUUAUGUUGCAGCAAAAUGGUACAGGGCUCCAGAAUUGUGUGGAUCAUUUUUCGCUAAGGUAACACCUGCUAUUGAUAUAUGGAGUAUCGGGUGUAUCUUUGCAGAACUUCUAACCGAAAAACCUCUUUUCCCCUGGAAAAAUGUGGUGCACCAGCUGGAUCUGAUGACUGAUCUUUUGGGGACGCCAGCACCUGAGGCUAUAGCUUUGAUAAGAAAUGAGAAGGCCAGGAGAUACUUAAGCAGCAUGAGGAAGAAAAAACCAAUUCCAUUUUCACAGAAGUUCCCAAAUGCAGAUCCUCUUGCACUACGUUUAUUAGAAAAAAUGAUUGCAUUUGAGCCCAAGGACCGGCCUAGUGCUGAGGAGGCUCUGUCCGAUCCAUAUUUCAAGAAUUUGGCCAAGGUUGAGAGGGAGCCAUCUGCUCAACAAAUUACCAGAAUGGAAUUUGAGUUUGAAAGAAGAGGAACUACUAAGGAAGAUGUACGUGAACUGAUUUAUAGAGAGAUUCUUGAAUACCAUCCCAAUAUGCUCAAAGAGUUCUUGAACGGAGCUGAACCAACAGGCUUCAUCUAUCCAAGUGCUGUUGACCAUUUUAAGAAGCAGUUUGAUCAUCUUGAAGAGCAUUAUGGCGAAGGUACUGCGGCUGCGCCCCUUGAGAGGCAACGUUCGUCAUCAUUACCAAGGUAA